Pleuronectes platessa (European plaice) is the source of this 6149-nucleotide messenger RNA. It is a transcript of the gene tmem201, whose product is annotated as transmembrane protein 201. Gene Ontology annotation, biological process: nuclear migration along microtubule. The record is from RefSeq and is a predicted model, not a curated record. The transcript is spliced from 6 exons. Gene Ontology annotation, cellular component: nuclear inner membrane. Bases 120 to 1301 code for a protein of 393 amino acids. Gene Ontology annotation, molecular function: actin filament binding; lamin binding. NCBI's taxonomy places the organism in Eukaryota, Metazoa, Chordata, Actinopteri, Pleuronectiformes, Pleuronectidae.
GUUUCCGCUCCGGGGCGUGUCCUAUAAACCGAGAGUUUGCCGCGUGCUCUCUGCCGCCGUGUGAACACUAAACAUUUCUCAUGUUUUCUUAUUUGGCUGACGGAUAAUAUCACCACGAAAUGGAGGCGUUCAGCCAAAUAAUGCUGGAUUACCCCGAGUUAAUGUACGGAGGAGUUGGAGUUACGGCGUUUGCCGCCGGUGGAGCGCUGAUAUAUAAAAUCGCUACCAGAAAGAAGCCAACCCAUGCAAGUGUGAACUGCUGGUUCUGUAAUGAGACCACAGUGGUGCCCUACGGCAACAAAAACUGCUGGGACUGUCCCAGCUGUGACCAGUACAAUGGCUUCCAGGAGAAUGGAGAUUACAACAAAUCCAUACCAGCUCAGCACAAGGCAGAUCUAAACUAUGCAGUAUCUGGAAGCAUUCACUCCCCUGAGACACUCAAGACACAGCAGUAUGUCAACUGUCAGAUGCUGUUGUGCAAGAAGUGCAAUAACAACCAGUCUUUAAAGAUCAAGCAGUUGGCGUCGUUUAUCCCGAGGGAUGAUGAAAACUAUGAUGAAGAAAUUGAAGCCUACAAGCACCACCUGGAGCAGACCUAUAAGUUAUGCCGGCCAUGUCAGACUGCAGUGGAGUACUACAUUAAAUAUCAAAACCGCCAGCUACGUACAGUGCUCCUGAACCAUCAGCUUCGACACUCCCGAGACACCGUCAAGAGCUUUGAAAAGACCUCCUAUCCCCCAUCUUCUCCCAUGGGAGUCACACUGUUACGGGCUCUUGCCUUCCUGCUCUGUGCUUUCCUAAUCGCCACAUCUUUCUGGGAAUUUCCAGACCAGCUUCUUUCACCUACUGCCCCACAGACAUUAAGUGGUGGUGUCACUCCAAAACCCGUAAAUGAAUCCACCACCAAAAAUGAGAGCACUGGAGACCCAACUGUUUGGCAGGGUCUCCUGGAGCUGAUCCCAAACUCCACCAUAGAAGAUGCCAAGCUGGUGUGGCAACAUGGAAGGGAAAACCAGCUGGCUGUGGUCUCUGUUGGCCUAUUGACUUGCCUCACGUCUAUCUUCUUAGCAGGACCUGCAAGGCUGAGGAGAAUCGAUGCUGUGGCCUCUGUCCUAUGGUUCCUCCUCCUGUGCGUCUACCUGGCUGAGAGCUACUUGUCUGAUGUCUCGACCUGGACGGACAUGGCAAAGCACUGUAUCAUCUCUGUCUGUUGCCUUGUCAGCUUUGCUGCUGCUGUGACAACUCGCAAACCACAGGGUCUACGAAGAGGCAAAUAUCGAAGGUCAGAAUCUGAGCAGUAAUCUUCAAAUUUUGUUUGAAACAAGGGAUUGUGUAAAUCUUCCUCUUUCUGGGAGACAUUUUUGUUCAUUAGUGAAUGACAAACUCAAUACAUAGGACCUAGUAUGUGUGUGUGGUCGAUGAUUGGAAAAUAUGACUGGUAUAACUUGCUUAAUGACAUCAAAACCUCGUCUUUAAGCAGACAUGCACCACAAAGUACACUCAAAUGUGUUUUUAAGGGGAAAUUGUGCCACACAUUUAAUGUAUUCAUCUAAUUAUGUGCAUUUCAAAUAUCUUAUGAAUACAACAAAUUUUAGAUGGACCGACCUUCAGAGAGGAAAGAAAUGCAUUUAAAUAUUCAAUUUUAAAAAGCGGUAGAGAAGGAUUUUAGCAUUCAAGUACCUGACUAGCAAUAACUUACUAUAUGACUACUAUAAGGUUAAAACAGCAUUUGAUCUAGUGUAACUGUGGGAUGAAAAUGAUUCUCUAACUUAAGCUUCAGCUCGUUGCAUGAAAUACUAAUCUAUUUGUGAUGACCCUGCAGGUCAUACUCAAGGUUUGAUAUUUGAAUAAUCACUUACCUCCUUUAUUGCUUCACAUCAAACAUUUCUGAGAAAAUAAUGGCCUUGUGUUUAUCACUACUACUCCUUAAACCUUCACUUAUUUAUGGCAGACAUGCACCAUUAGUGAUGAAGGAACGAUCAGCUCUCAAGGCAGAGCCUGGAAUUUUUAAGUGGAUGUGCGGUUGUGUGAGGUGGCUGCCACUGCAUUUUCUUUAGAAGCGAUGAGGAAUAUUAACACAUGGUAGUUCAAAACCUGGUAUAAGUGCCACUUUAGAUCAUUUGAAAAAAGAUGACUAGUUCAUCAAUGUUGUUGAACUACUGUAAUAGUUCUAACGUUUCGCUGAUUGGCGCUGAUCUCUGUCACGUUAUUAGCCCCCCCCGCUUUGAAAUGAUGGAUCACCUUGUAACCUCUAAGCAAUUAAUGCCAGCAUAGUAUUUCUGUUUUGUAUACAGCACUUACAUUCAGGUUAGUUUUAUUUACAUAGGCCAAUAUCACAAAUUUGCCUCAGAGGAACUAUAAUCCUGUAUAAAACACCCUCUCUCCCUAGACACUCAAAUCAGACAUAACUGUUUUGGGUUCUCUCUGCUUGGGGUUAUCAUCCCAGCAGUAGUUACUGACUGAAGUUUUAUAUCAGUUCUUGAAGAUGCAAAAAUGUAUGAAGUGCUCGACUCUGCAAUUGUAUACGGUCAUUGACAGGAAACUUUCCAAGUGUCAUGCAAAACCUGAAGCUAGUGCUAUGAGAGUAAAGACUGGGCUGCACUGGUUGCGUGAGCAGCAUUGAAAGUCAAACUUCUCAUUGUGGUACAGGUUUUAUCAUGUUGGAGCAGCCACACUGCCGACAUGAGACGUGUUGAGAGAGUCUGGUCUCGUUUUCUUUCUCCACAAACCACGUAGAGCUCGGUUUAAUUUUUUUUUCUAGGACUCAAAUCGAUCUUCAUUUUAAAGAUCCAUCCGAUAUCGAUUCAUAAAAAGGAGGAAUCAAUCUUUUAAUAAAUGCCUUUUUCCAUGAUUGUACCCAUUUUAAAUAAGAACAGGGAGUCAGAAACAGAGUAUAGACUGUGCCGUCCUUUGUCCUCCCUCCACAUUAUGUCACCUGCGCAAACCAACACACAUCACAAGUUAUUGGGACCUGAUCGGAUCAUGAAUCAUCUUCCCGGUCACUUAAACACGGAUGUCCCGAUUUUGCAUGUCGUGUGUAGCAGGUGAACUGUACGUACACAUGUUUUUAAAUACGUGUCUUAUAAACUCUAAAGUGACUCAACAAAAACAAAGUAAACGUCAAUACUUUUUAGGUCCUAAUAAAAUGUGAUUAGUUUUCUUUUUUUCUUAAAGUCUAAAUUGUAGUCAUUGGAGGGAUGACAUUAAGACAGGAAACUUUGAAAUGGUAAAAGACGACCGGACCUAUUAAUGUGCGGCUGUCCUGAACCAGUGUUGGUUACAGUGCAGCGGCGGGACGUCGCUUAAAAAUGUACAUAGUGGAAAACUUUGAUAAAUUAUGUUCUGUCUCCGCAUCGCGAUGCAUCAGUAAAAAAUAUAAUAUAUGCAUCAUGAACAAAAAUACUUGCUAUACUUCCUGUACCUUUUUUUUAAGUAAAAGCAUAUUCACAUUAUAGAGUCUUAGCAUUAAGUUGAGUUCUAAGGCCUCCUUUUUUUCAAGGAAAUACAGUAUAUAUAUCCGAUCCUCACGUAGCAGCUAAUCAGCAGACACUUCCCCUCUGUAAACAAUAGACUGCAUGUGAGAUGCAGCAGAUCAGCGACAUAGCAUCACAGUGCGUCCUUGGUGUUCAAUGUUUUUGUGUGACUUGUUGUGUGAAGUAUUGUUUUAUUUUACGUGUGAAGUAUUUAUGUAAGAAACUCCACAGCAUUAGAAAGAGUUGCACAAGUGAGAAGUUGUCAUCUUUUAUUCGACUUGAGUAAACUGAUAAAUUCUGCUUUACCACUAGCAGCUAAAAAAUACUAAGUUUCAGUAGCACCUGCCUGUCACCUCACUUUAUCCCUUCCAUUAAUACUGAUUGAGUUGCAUGUGUUAACAUUUAACCUUGCCAAUGAAUUUCAAUUAACCUAAUUUUUUUUGUAUUAGAAUGUAGCAGGAUAUUUAUUUACCAGUACUGUGAAUAAGUAUUACAAACUAAUAGCUGUAGAGAGUGAACAUAGAUUGUAUUUGAUGGCUAUUGUGUGGGUUAAAUUGAAUGUUGUGUUGUGUUGUAGAUGGAUCUGUGUUCUCAAACUAGUGCCUCUGGUACUGUAGCCUUGAAGCUUUAAAUAGUGAAGUAUUGCAAAAUUUAAGACACUAUAGAUGCAGUUGUAGGUUUAUGAGGAUCGUAUUGAUUUGGUAAAAUUUAGGACUGAAGUUACCCAAAGAAUAAGAAUGUGACUGAAAUUGCUCCUGCUCUUCGUUUGGUUGCUUGAGGGGGAAAACAAAUUUGAUCGUCCAAUACACAAAUUGAAAUGCUAUAUAGUCUAUGACCCAAAGAAAUUGUUCAUUAUUGUAUCUUGUUAAUAUUUGCAUCGUGACAGAUUAUCAUCUAAAUCAAAAACACAUGCAUUUCUACACUAAUGUCGGCAAGAUAUCUGAAAGUAUAUGAACAAAGCCUGGUGAACUGUAGAGGAGUUGUGCUGUUUUAAUGGCCUGAAUACUGACAGUAGAAAGCUCAAUGGUCUGCACCUGGUGGUGUGUGUCAUAAUAUUGGUAUAUUUUUGUUUUUUGUGUAAGAAACAAUAUUUUGUAAUGUGUUAUCUUUGCCAAUGUUUCAAUGCCGUGUUGUACAAGCUCACUUACAAUCUCUAGUGUCCAUGUUUGUUGUACCAUGAUACAAGGAUGAGAAUAGGUGAGUGAACCCUGAGGCACAACUAGUUUUUGGGGAUUAAGUGAUCAUUAAAUGUGAUGUGAUCUUCAUCCAAGUCAGAAGUAUAGACAAACACAACUCGCUUCAUAGGUGAAGCGAGUGGCCUUUUCUGCAGAACUGCUUCAGCUCAACCAGAUUAGUGGAAUUAUGUCUGGUGUGAAUCACUCACUUGAUCACUUCACAGAAUCUCUAAUGGGGUGAUGCCUGGGCUUUGACUGGGCCAAUUCAGAAGGCCCCUUGAUAAACCGGGGAAUUGAUUUUUCCCCUCGAUGGUCUCAAGCUGUCCAAGCCCAGUGGCUGUCCAGGCCCUCUCCCUUCAUCCUACUUUACCUUUUGCAUGACUUGGAUGAAGAUAUGACCAUAUUGUAAGACAUAUAUCAAAUUAAUUUCCAAAAGCUCUUUUCUAGCCGCUGUAUUUAUAACGUGUAUAUAGCCAAAGUUUGUGGCUGAUUUUUUUUUUUUAGAGUUUCUGUAUCGACCUGAGGAAAUGACUGUAACCCCACACUAAGCAUUUUCCUCUGGAAGCACUAUGUUGUAGCUUUUAUGGUAUUCAAUUUCAAUAUCGCCAUGAACAUGUAUGAUGGCUAUAAAACUACCUUUUUACUGAUGUAAACCAUGAAUGUCUUUUUUAACCGUCCUGUAUUGUUCUAGAGAUCCAGUAGCUGAACUUUGAUCAUGGUUACGUUUUACCGAAGUGUUCAAAUUUGUGUGUGUUACAGAAACACUAAAAUAUUGAUAUGCCAACUUUUGGUACUUUUCAAGAUAAUGAAAGGUAGAGUAAGCAAUUGUUAAGAAUACACCAAACCCCCUUUAGUCCUCUUUCAGGGGGUCACCCCCAAAUUCAUGGUAACGAAUUGCUAUGGCAACAACAAAAUGGCGGAAUCCCGAGGCAAGAAAGUCGAUUGUUAUAAGUUUGUUCAUAUUGGUUUAACAGAACUGCAUUGACAGACAGGGUGAAUAUAGGUUUGUAGGUAAGCUAAUUAGGAAGCAAACUUUACAAACAUUGUACAGAGCUCCCCCACACAAAUCUACCAUCUUCUCUUCGCUUCUCGGUCCUGCGCAUGAGCAUGAACACCCCAUGUUGCUGACUGGCUGGAAUUUGGUUGUGUGGCUUUGUACAUGUUACAUUCACAGAAGGUGACAAUGUAGCAUGUGACAAAGUGUGUCGCACCAUAAUUGCUUACGCUACCUUAAAGCAAUACCUUGCAACUCCAACCUAUAGUACAAAUAAGCUAAAUGAAUAUAGAUAUGUCAGUUCGAUUAUUUACUAUGCAUGUAUGUAUACAUUCUAUUGCAUCCAUGGAAAUGAAGCUCCAUCCAUGUGGAAAGGCUUCCUGCAACAUACCCAAAUGAAACAAUGUUUUGGCUGCUUACAUGUUGAAGUGAGGUGACUUGCUUGUAUCGUUUGGUUCAAAUUUUAAUGCUUGCUGUAUAUGGAAAGUAAUAAAUACGUGAUGACUG